UCCCACGCAUUGUGUUCUCCCAGGUGACCUGCCAUCACCUGGCCAACGCGAGCAGGAAGCAGGGCUGCCUCUCGCCACGAUGAAUCUGGAUAUCAUCGCUUUCUUCUCCUCCCGGCUCUCGACUGUACGCAACCCGCCCUUUCCGACCUGCGCACUUCUCCUCCGGUUCCAGCCCUUGCCUCGCCCGAUUUGUCUCCACAGCCAGCUUCCUAAUCUCUAACGGAGAUGAUUGGCAGGGCAAGGCGGGGCGUCUCAGCAGGAGACCCAGCUGGGAAAUGUGCUGCUGCACCGCCCAGCUGGCCAGUGAGAAAAUAGCACCUUCGCCGUCUGACGCCCAAAACUGACGGCAAAGUUAGCCCAGAGGCAUGGAAGACACGGCAGUCGCCCCCGCCGAUAGCGCAGCUAUGAGCUACGACGUGAUCGUGGUUGGGGGAGGCAUCUCAGGCAUGUCAGCAGCUAAAUUGUUGUUUGAAUCUGGACUUAGUGUGGUGGUUUUAGAAGCUCGUGACAGAGUUGGGGGAAGGACUUUCACCAUUAGAAACCAGCAAGUGAAAUAUGUCGAUGUUGGUGGAUCCUAUGUGGGACCUACACAGAAUCGGAUUCUGCGACUGGCUAAAGAACUUGGCAUAGAAACUUACAAAGUCAAUGUACGUGAGGCUACCCUCCUACAUACAAGGGGAAAUUCCUAUUCAAUGUAUGGUAUCUUUCCCUCCACAUGGAACCCUUUCAUAUAUCUAGAUUACAUCAAUUUCUGGAGAACAAUGGAUAGACUGGGAAAAGAGAUUCCUGCUGAAGCACCAUGGGAUGCACCACAUGCUAAAGAGUUGGACAAAAUUUCAAUGAAACAGUUCAUUGACAAACAUUGUUGGACAAAAGCUGCCAGGGACUUCGCUACAAGCUUUGUCAACAUCAAUGUCACUUCAGAGACACAUGAAGUCUCUGCUCUCUGGUUCCUGUGGUAUGUGAAGCUUUGUGGAGGAACCACCAGGAUUUUUACUAUAACCAACGGAGGGCAGGAGAGAAAAUUUAUCGGAGGUUCUGGACAAAUUACAGAAAAGAUAAUGGAACUACUCAAAGAUAAAGUUAAGCUCAAGAGUCCUGUAGUCCAUAUUGACCAGUCAGGUGAUGACAUCAUUGUGAAGACACUGAACCAUGAGAUAUAUAAGGGCAAGUAUGUCAUUAGUGCCAUUCCACCGAUAUUGACUGGAAAGAUUCAUUUCACUCCGGAACUGCCAACAAUAAGAAACCAAUUAAUCCAGCGCCUCCCGAUGGGUUCUGUCAUUAAAUGCAUGAUGUACUACAAAGAAGCCUUCUGGAGGAAGUUGGGUUUCUGUGGUUGCACAAUUAUUCUGGAUGAUGAUGCUCCCAUUUCAGUAACGUUAGAUGAUACUAAACCAGAUGGAUCCAUACCUGCUCUUAUGGGAUUUAUUCUUACAAGAAAAGCCUUUAGACUAGCAAACAUUAGCAAAGAAGAGAGAAAGAAAAAAAUCUCUGAAUUGUACGCUAAAGUGCUAGGAUCAGAAGAAGCUUUACAUCCAGUGCAUUAUGAAGAAAAGAAUUGGUGUACAGAACAAUAUUCUGGAGGCUGUUAUACAGCAUAUUUUCCACCAGGCAUUAUGUCCCAAUAUGGAAGAAUAAUACGUGAGCCAGCUGGUAGAAUCUACUUUGCUGGCACUGAGACAGCAACCCAGUGGAGUGGCUAUAUGGAAGGAGCUGUGCAGGCUGGAGAAAGAGCUGCUAGAGAGAUAUUGUACAGCAUGGAAAAAAUUUCAAAGAAUGAAAUUUGGGUAACAGAACCAGAAUCAAAGGAGGUUCCAGCACUUCCAAUUACCAUUACAUUUUGGGAGAGAAAUUUGCCAUCUGUUCCUGGACUGCUGUGCUUUCUUGGAUGGUCUACUUUCAUCACCUCAUUGGCUACAAUUGGAUUCUUUGCUUACAAAAAGGGGAUUCUUUCCCGAUAAUGUAUCUGAGCCAGAAUUUUCCAUUUAUUUCUUUCAUGCUAUGAAUGUUGUUUCUGAAAAAGCCAUCUUUUAUGCCCUUUGGAACACCUGGGUUAACACAUCCCAGCCAAUUUAAUUCAUCUUCCUUUAAAACACAAAGGGAGGCAGAAAAGAUUCUCUUUUCUUUCCUCAGUGACUUCCUGCUUAAAAGUUGGCAUGAUAUGAAGACCUCUCAUCAUAUCUUUCUGUGUAAUAUAUACUGUAAUGAGAACAAAGCAAGCUUGUCAUAAUCUUUGAAAAAUUUUCACUUAUCUUCACGUUUCCAAAAUCUAAGGACGAACAAAAUUACUGUUGAAGGCUUACUCCAACUCUCCCAGUUUAUGUCCUCUGGUUGUGUUGAACUGCACUCUGUGCUGUUGGAGUUUAAGGGAGAAAUGCAGCCAACACAUCCUUCAGCUCUAGAGGUGGGGAAUGGGUAGGUACUCUGUGGCUUGUUAAACUGCCUUCAUAUUCUGUCAAGGGCCUGCUAAAUUUCAUAUGCUUCUGUUUAAAAAAGUAAAUGCUGCAAAAAGGACUUGCUUGCUUUAUGCUAGGAUUACAUUCCCUCAAAACCUUGUAUAAAACCUUGUAUACAUAAUGUGAAAAAGGGAGUUGUGGGCUGUGGUGUUAAAUUCUGUAAUCCAAAUACAUUUACAAAUAUUCUCAUACAUUUCUAUAACCUUAUUCUUUGGCAGUAAACAACUCACAUAUGUUU
Pantherophis guttatus is the source of this 2694-nucleotide messenger RNA. Its product is annotated as amine oxidase [flavin-containing] A-like. Gene Ontology annotation, molecular function: flavin adenine dinucleotide binding; primary methylamine oxidase activity. NCBI's taxonomy places the organism in Eukaryota, Metazoa, Chordata, Lepidosauria, Squamata, Colubridae. The record is from RefSeq and is a predicted model, not a curated record. Gene Ontology annotation, cellular component: mitochondrion.